Physcomitrium patens is the source of this 2117-nucleotide messenger RNA. The record is from RefSeq and is a predicted model, not a curated record. NCBI's taxonomy places the organism in Eukaryota, Viridiplantae, Streptophyta, Bryopsida, Funariales, Funariaceae.
UGUCGACUCCAUAUUUGAACAGGAAAUUGUCACCGAAGCCUGAAAUUUUAACAGAACUUGUAAGUGGUUUUCCAGAGAUGAGACCACUGGCUUUGUCUUUCGGACUAGCCUUUUGCAAAUAGUCUACUCCUCUAGAGUUUCUCUCGACCUCUCUCUCUCUCUCUCUCUCUCUGCCUAUCUAUCCGUAUGAGUAUGUGUGGACCUGUGUGGGUCUCUUCUCAUCUGAAGAUGAAGGACAAUAAUGCAAUUCUCUGGGGAACCGUUUAUACGAUUUUUAUUGCUAAUUCACUGAUCAUCUCAUUCGUUACGAGGAGUUUCAACCUUUCGUCUCCAACAGGGACGGAGGGUGACCUGAGGCUCCUUCGGCUGACUGGCACCAAGCGACCAAUAUUCUUGAUAAGCGUAUUCCAAGAAUAUCGAACUCGGUUGACCGGUUUAUGUUUCACAAAGAUGAAUAAUGAAGUUGUGUGUACAGGUCAUGUUGAGUCAAUUCCGCAAUCCUUGUAUUCCGGAGUAUUCUAGACUGUCGUUGUUCUUUCUCCCUAGCAUUAUCUCCUUUGUUGUCAGGUGCUUUGGGAGUCUGCCGAACGUAAUUGUCAUAACUUCAGCAGUGAUUCCGUAUGUCGAAGAGAGCUCUGACGUACAUCCGGUGAUCGACAACAGAGGAAAAUAUUAACUGAAAUUGUUUAAAAAGGAUGUUAUGGAAGUUAAUGCCAGGGGAAGACUUCAGAUAGUCAUUCUCAAACCCCCCACUUAUCUGCAAUGGUCCAUCUGUCGUCAGAGAGCUAACGUAAAACGGGACUUCUUGCUAGCCACCUACUCAAAGAUCAUGGACAAUCUCGCUCUCUCUAGCCCUCUCGUCUCAUUACUUAUUUCUGUGGACCACCCUUCAUUCCUCGACAUUGAUACCCUGCUUUUAUGCUUCAGCUACUCCCUUUCUCCAGCUCCGAAUUCGAUGCUGUAUGGAACACAGUCGUAGACAUCUCACCUAGAUGUAUCCAACUCUUUGGGUGCACCAGAGAAACAUUUUGUGAGCUGUAGUCAGUUAGGAAUUAUGGAUCAGAAAAAGUGGUUGGGCAGUCUUAUCAUAUGUGUUCACUGACGAUAGUGACGAGGAGACCCAUAUGGCGGUGUCUCGAUGCUCAGUUCCCGACUAGAUUUUUGGGACGACAUCGGUUGUGUAGUUCGUUAUGUGGAUGCUGGAGUCUUCUAACGGUGAGAGCACUAACAAGGAAGUGGUGAAUAGGUUUGACAACAAGAACAUGGUGGUGGAAGUUGUUAAGAAGACGAGCAGCACCAGCGGCAGAUUUGAUAUGUUGACCGACAUAGAUUUAUCUGUGAAGCUCGACGAAGACAAUGUCGAUGAGGACAAGAAAGUGGAAAAAGGCGAGCAUAAAAAAAACCCUCAAAUUGGACAGGAUCAUCAGAUGUGUGGCACCAAGUAUGAUGAAACCAGAAGUCCUGCACCAAAUUUUCGAAGGAUACGGCAGCAACAUGAGAAUGGGUAUGCCUUUAAGUGCAAAGUUGGAGGCCGUGGAAGUGAAUUUAGAGAGAGAGCUCAAUUGUUAACCCGUGGAGCCGAGCCUUCAAGUGUGGAGGACGAAUCACCACCCUCUUCUCCUGCUGGACCAACCGCUUCUGUUGCCACUCAUCUCAGAGACGAGCUAAUGGCAGCACGCACGGAAAUCACCCGCCUGAGUGAAGAAAAUGAUCGUUUCCGGUCCAUGUUAACGCAACUUUCGACGGAGUACCGCAAUCUCCAGAUUCAUGUGGUCGCUUCAAUGCAACGGAGCAGCGACACUUUGAAUAAUCAAGUUCAAAGUCCCCAGAAACAGGUAGCACACCAGUCCCGAUUCAUUAACAAUACAUGUCCCAACACUUUUUCCUCAGUUGAAUUUGUCAUCGCCACCCUUCGCACAUAAUUAAGCUCAUACCGUUUCAAAUAUAUGUGUGUGUGCAUAUAGAUAUAUAUAUAUAUAUAUAUAUAUAUAUAUGAUUCGGUUCUUGAGUUUCCAUCUAUAUGAUCCAAAUGAGGAGAAAGGUUACACCAUGCUACAAAUUGGUCAUAAACUGGCCAAUAACCAAUCUCGUAUGCAAGGAUAAGUGGACAAUUUGCG